AACUACAGUUGUUGAAGGAGUCGCCCUUUGCAUUCAGUUGUACUUCCUUGCUACCAUCACGCUGUAGUCGCCUUCCUCUUAGCUCCAGUAAUAAUCGGGAGAUGAAAUGUAUUUUAGGUUGUUUAACAAUUGUAAGAGCAUCGCCAUGGCCUCCUCGUACCUGCUUGUUAUGUUUCUGGGGGCGGUCACAGCGGUGGAGGUGCUGCGGCCCCGCGGAGUUCCUCUGUCAAAGAGACAGUUCUAUGAAGAGAAUCGACCAUUCACUUGUUUAGACGGCUCGGGGACCAUAGCGUUUGAUAGAGUCAAUGAUGAUUACUGUGACUGCAAGGAUGGCUCUGAUGAACCGGGCACUGCUGCUUGUCCCAAUGGCAGUUUCCACUGCACAAACGCAGGCUUCCGCCCAGGUUUCAUUCCAUCCUCACGAAUCAAUGACGGCAUCUGUGAUUGCUGCGACACAACAGAUGAGUAUAAUAGCGGUGCUACUUGUCAAAACACCUGCAGGGAACUCGGACGUAAGGAGAGGGAAAGCCUGCAGAUGCUGGCCGAGGUGGCCAAGGAGGGCUUCCUGCUCAAACAGCAGCUCAUACACGAGGCCAAGAGGGGCCUGGAUGAGAAGCAGAGCAAAGUAACUGAACUUCAGCUCAGCAAGAGGGCAUCAGAAGACGCGGUGGAGGCCCUGAGGCUUGUGAAGGAGGCUGCAGAAAAACCUGAAAAAGAAGCCAAAGAUCGCCAUCUAAAGGCCUGGGAAGAACAACAAGCCGUUAUCCGUGCGGAGAAGGACAAUACAAAAAUGGCAGAGGCAUUUCUUAGACUUGAUGUUGAUGCCGAUGGCCUUGUUUCAGCGGUGGAGCUUCAGGCCCACACAGAGCUAGAUCCCGAUGCAGACGGGAUGUUCACCGAAGAGGAGGCCCAGGGGGUGUUGGGAGGAGUGGAAACCGUGGACACUGCAGCGUUUGAAACCAUUUGGAGCAGCAUCAAAGAAAAAUAUCUCUCUGAGCCCCAGACGGACGCCCCCGCGCCUGUGGACCCCCCGACCCCCGAAGAGACGACGGAGCCGGCCUCCGACCACGACUCGGAGCAGUACCCCGACGAGGAGGUCCCCGAGGAGUACGAGGACGAGGACCCAGACGACGAAGAUGAUGAGGACCAGGACGAAGAAGACGAUAAAAUCCCACCCACGGCGCCGCCCACUGAAACCACAGAGGAGGACGAGCAGGCGUUGCCACCGUAUGAGGAAGGCACCCAGAGCCUCAUCGACGUUGCCCAGAAAGCCAGGGAUGAAUUUGAUGAGGCGGAAAGAGCUCUUCGUGCAGUGGAUGAUCAAAUCAAGGGCCUUGAGAAGGAGAUCUCCCUUGAUUUCGGACCUAGUUUUGAAUUUGCCUACCUCUAUGGCCAAUGUUACGACCUUACUACGAGCGAGUACAUCUACAGAUUAUGUCCAUUCAACCGAGUAUCCCAGAAACCCAAGUUUGGGGGAUCUGAAACCAACCUUGGGUCCUGGGGAUCCUGGUCUGGUUCAGAGGAUAACGUCUACUCCCAAAAGAAGUAUGACCACGGCACUGGGUGCUGGCAGGGCCCCAACAGAUCCACCACCGUGAAGCUUACUUGCGGAAAGGAAACGGUGGUGAUGUCCGUCUCCGAGCCCAGCCGCUGCGAGUACCUCAUGGAGUUCACCACCCCCGCAGUGUGCCAGGAGCCGCCAAGCCUGGACGCAAACCACGGCCACACAGAACUUUAGGCUCACCCGAGCGCGGCUUUUAAAGGGACCACUGGCAGCAACCUCUUCUGCACGAAGCUGAGUAGAGAUCCAUGUGGGACUUCCUUUCUUUAGUUCAGAGUUUCUAGGUUGUCUACUUUGUUUUACCCCGAUAUACAACUGUCUAAAAGUAAUUGUCAUUCCAUUAAAAAAUAAAGUUUUUAACAUAUUCCAAACCAGUUCCUUUUUUUGGAAAAACGAUUUUACAAGUAUAUAUUACGGAUGACUCUGCAUUAUGUCUUAUUUUAAAAUUAUUUUCUAUUCAACACUAAAAAGAUGAAGACUUUAAGAGAAUGAGUUCUCCUAUAUCCUAUAGUCCUUUGUCAUUUCUUACAGCAAAGUCAUAGAAAGUGCAAAUAAUAUAUAAAUGUUAGCCACCUGUAAUGAUAUUGGCAAUGGUUGGUGGUUGAUGGUUAUCAAUUAUAGUUUUGACAAGGAGAUCCACGGAAACAGUCACUCAGAUUUGUAACUUUUAUUUUUUUCUGGCAUGUAAAGUACAAAUAAUUAAACAAUUCCAUGAAAAAGUCUUCAAGCGUCUUCAGCUGAAAUCCCAGUAAUAAAUAUCCUAGACUAAACUGACAGGUUUAUUUUUUUUCUUU
Molecule: messenger RNA, 2355 nt
Organism: Gadus chalcogrammus (walleye pollock)
Lineage: Eukaryota; Metazoa; Chordata; Actinopteri; Gadiformes; Gadidae
Gene: prkcsh
Product: protein kinase C substrate 80K-H
Exons: 18
Coding region: 107-1738 (543 amino acids)
Biological process (GO): N-glycan processing; liver development
Cellular component (GO): glucosidase II complex
Source: RefSeq, a predicted model, not a curated record